UCCAAGGAGGAGUGCAGUCACGUGAGCCCGGCUGUGGCGUCCGGCUCCGUGCUGUGAUGGUGGCCCCGGCUUACGGCAGCCCCGGUGGCCGCCUGGCCCGGGCGCUGGCCCUGGUGCUAGUCCUGCUGGUCGGGCUGUCUCUGAGCGGCCUGACGGGCGCCAUUCCGACCCCGGGGGGUCCCCGGGGAUCAGACGGGCCGGUCCCACCCGCCUCCCGCAGCCGCUCGGUGCUACUGGACGCCGAGACCGGCCAGCUACGCCUGGUAGAUGGCCGCCACGCGGACGCUGUGGCCUGGGCUAAUCUCACUAACGCCAUUCACGAGACCGGGUGGGCCUUUCUAGAGCUGCGCACCAGUGGCCACUACAAUGACAGCCUGCAGGCCUACGCAGCAGGCGUGGUGGAGGCCGCCGUGUCCGAGGAGCUCAUCUACAUGCACUGGAUGAACACGGUGGUGAAUUACUGCGGCCCCUUCGAGUAUGAAGUCAGUUACUGCGAGAGGCUCAAGAGCUUCCUGGAGGCCAACCUGGAGUGGAUGCAGGAGGAGAUGGAGCAGAACAAGGACUCUGCUUACUGGCACCAGGUGCGGCUGACCCUCCUGCAGCUGAAAGGCCUAGAGGACAGCUAUGAAGGCAGUGUGAUCUUUCCAACUGGGAAGUUCACCAUCAAACCCUUGGGGUUCCUCCUGUUGCAGAUCUCUGGGGACCUGGAAGACUUAGAGCUGGCCCUGAAUAAGACCAAGACCAAGCACACUACGGGCUCUGGCUCCUGCUCUGCCCUCAUCAAGCUGCUGCCCGGCCAAACUGACCUCCUGGUCGCCCACAACACCUGGAACUCGUACCAAAACAUGCUGCGUGUCAUCAAGAAGUACUGGUUUCAGUUCCGGGUAGGCCCCCAAGAGGACUCUCCCCUGGCUCCCGGCAACAAGUUGGUCUUCUCGUCCUACCCCGGCACUAUAUUCUCCUGUGAUGACUUCUACACCCUGGGCAGUGGGCUGGUGACCCUGGAGACCACCAUUGGCAACAGGAACCCAGCCCUGUGGAAGUACGUGCAGCCCAUGGACUGUGUGAUGGAGUGGGUACGCAAUAUCGUGGCCAACCGCUUAGCCGUGGAUGGGGCCACCUGGGCAGAUACCUUCCAGAGGUUCAACAGCGGCACGUACAACAACCAGUGGAUGAUUGUGGACUACAAGGCAUUCGUCCCCGGCGGGUCCAGCCCUGGGAGCGGGGUGCUCACCAUCCUGGAGCAGAUCCCGGGCAUGGUGGUAGUGGCCGACAAGACCUCGGAACUCUACCAGAAGACCUACUGGGCCAGCUAUAACAUACCGUCCUUUGAGACUGUGUUCAACGCCAGUGGGCUGCAGGCCCUGGUGGCGCAGUAUGGGGACUGGUUCUCCUACGACGGGAGCCCCCGGGCCCAGAUCUUCCGGCGGAACCAGUCGCUGGUGCAUGACAUGGACUCCAUGAUCCAGCUUAUGAGGUAUAACGACUUCCUGCACGACCCCCUGUCACUGUGCAAAGCCUGCGACCCCCAGCCCAACGCGGAGAACGCCAUCUCGGCCCGCUCGGACCUCAACCCGGCUAACGGCUCCUACCCUUUCCAGGCCCUGCACCAGCGCUCCCACGGGGGCAUCGACGUGAAGGUGACAAGCAUGGCGCUGGCCAAGGCGUUGCGUUUUCUGGCAGUCAGUGGCCCCACGUGGGACCAGCUGCCCCCUUUCCAGUGGAGCACCUCCCCCUUCAGUAACCUGCUGCACAUGGGCCAGCCCGACCUCUGGAAGUUCUCGCCCAUCGAGGUCUGUUGGGACUGAGACGCCACCUGUGCCCUGCUGCCUUCUGCCCCUGCUGACCCAGCAGGACCAUCCUCCGGCGGCCGCCAUGACCUCCUGCCCACCCCUCUGUGGCCUUUGCCCCCUGCUGUGCCCAAAGCUGGGACCUGGGUCUGCCAGGCUCACUCUUAUCUGGGUGUCGCCUCCUGGCGGGGGCAUGGAACCCCAUGGGGCCCAGAACUGACUCUCUCUCCCCCAAAGUGGGUGAGUGCCACCCUUGUCUCCCUCUGCCUCUGCACCUCAAUCUCUCUCAUUCUCUCUGUGUUUCUCUCUGUUCUCUUUGUCUGUCUCUCUCUCUCUCUCUCUCUCUCUCUCUCUCUCUCUCCCCCCCCCCACCUUGGGGUCCCCCCCUCAUGCUGCCCUUCCUGAGGGGUCAGAUUCUGAGGCCUCCAGUGGGGCAGGAGGGGCCUGUUCCUGUCCCCACCUCCCAGCGUCGUUCCUGCCAGUGGCUCUGGAGCUUGUGGGGUUUCAGCCUCCUUGAUCUGGGCAUUACUUGUGGUUGGCAUCUGCACUUGGCAUCACUCUUCCCGGCUGCCAGCCCCAACCCCUCUGCUCCCUUGGGAAGCAGCCCCCUGUUUCCCCUUCUGGGCAGCUUCCUCAAGGACAGAAACUUGAAAACAAACAAAAACCAAAGUUUCUGGCGACUUGUGGUUGGAGGGGUCAGGCCCCAUGCUCCAGCCUCACCCCCCACCCCCAACCUGGGCCUGCCCCUGGCCUCUGGGCAGUGCCCACAGCUGUACUGCAGUGGGAGCCAAAUCGCAGGCUGUGUCGCCAUUAAAUGAGAGAGGCUGUGGCC
This is a messenger RNA of Hipposideros armiger (great roundleaf bat), 2622 nucleotides long. It is a transcript of the gene PLBD2, whose product is annotated as phospholipase B domain containing 2. The transcript is spliced from 12 exons. Gene Ontology annotation, molecular function: glycerophospholipase activity. The record is from RefSeq and is a predicted model, not a curated record. Bases 57 to 1808 code for a protein of 583 amino acids. Gene Ontology annotation, cellular component: extracellular region. Gene Ontology annotation, biological process: phospholipid catabolic process. NCBI's taxonomy places the organism in Eukaryota, Metazoa, Chordata, Mammalia, Chiroptera, Hipposideridae.